Messenger RNA from Vicia villosa (hairy vetch), 1155 nucleotides. RefSeq lists its product as uncharacterized. Lineage: Eukaryota; Viridiplantae; Streptophyta; Magnoliopsida; Fabales; Fabaceae. The transcript has a single exon. Bases 1 to 1155 code for a protein of 384 amino acids. The record is from RefSeq and is a predicted model, not a curated record.
AUGGUGGAAUGGAUGCUAAUAGGAUUGCUGAUAACAGGGUUUGCUGAUGGAAAAUUCCCUGUUAGAUACCUGGGAAUCCCUCUUGACAGCAAGAAGCUUAAUGCUAACCAUUAUAUGCCUUUAAUUGACAAAGUCAUGGCAAGGAUCAGACACUGGACUGCUAAGCUUUUGAGUAUUGCAGGGAGAAUACAACUGGUCAAAAGCACACUCACUGCCAUAGCCCAGUUUUGGAUGGCUAGUCUGCCCUUUCCAGCUAGUAUCAUUCAAAAACUGGAGAGCAUGUGUAGAUCCUAUAUAUGGGCAGGUUCCUCGAGUUUAAGCAAGAAGAGUCCAGUGGCAUGGAAGAGAGUCUGCACACCUAUCAAACAAGGAGGCCUGAGCAUUCUGAAUCUGCAGGUAUGGAAUCUUGUAGCUGCUCUCAAAUGUCUCUGGAAAAUUAGUAUGAAGGAGAAUAAUUUGCGGGUUAAAUGGAUACACUCUUAUUAUCUGAAAGGCAGGGAUGUGUUGAGUGAUAUUCAGAAUACCAACUGUACUUGGAUUACUAAAAGCAUUAUGGCUUCUAAAGAAAUGCUGGGCAGGAUUGGCAAUCUUUGGCAAGACAUGAAGGUUCAAAAGAAAUUCAGCAUGAUGAGAGUUUAUGAUGUUCUGAUUGAUGAUAACACUAGAACUGAUUGGUAUCACCUGCUUGCCCAUAACUUUGCUCGACCUAGAGCUAAGGUGAUCAUGUGGCUGGUGUGCCUCAACAGACUCCCUACUAAAGUGAGGUUGAAAAACAUGGGGAUUCUACAGAGUUCCAACUGCCAGCUCUAUAACAAUGAGGAGGAAGAUUUGGAGCAUUUAAUGUACAAUUGUUCUGAAACUGCUCAGGUUUGGAUUGAUACUUUGAAGUGGAUGAAUAUGGACAUACACCAACAAGUAACCCUUGAUUGGUUAAAGAAGAUUGCCAAAGGUAAAGGGUGGAAGAAUCACGUGUUCAAAGUUGUUGCAACUGAAGCUUGCUAUGGAAUUUGGAUGUAUAGAAACUCCAAAAUUUUUGAAAACAAAGGGUCCUAUAGUGAUAUGCAUAGAGUUACUAGAAACAUUGUUGAUUCUAUUGUAUAUAGGGGGUGGAUGAAGCCCAAGUAUAGAAAACACAUUGUAAAUAUCCUUAUGUAA